ACUAGUUCCGACAGGUUGUCUCGUCAGGAGAGAUGCGCCACCGUGGCCAUGAAUCUGACAGCUCCUCUGCUGCUGCUGUUUCUCACUGCUUGUAGAGCCAGUGGAGAGCCGCCUGGUCAGUGCAACGGAUUACAGGAUCGACUCAAUGCUUUGACCCAAUACAAAAAACAGCUGGAAAACAGAAACACUGAGCUCACCAACAUGAUUAAGGACCUGGAGGAGGAGAGAGACAGGCUGAGGACAAAUCUGGAGACAGAGCUGAGUGGACGUGUGUACUGUGAGCAGUGUCCAGCAGGGUGGUGGGAGAUCAACUCCAGAUGUUACUUCCUCUCCACUGAGCAGAAGACUUGGGAGGACAGCAGGAAAUACUGUAAGAGUAAAGGUGCUGACUUGGUGGUGAUCAGCAGCGAACAGGAACAGAGGGCCUUGUACCGUCUGGAUGGGGAUGCUGAUCUCUUGUUCUGGAUCGGUCUGUAUGACACAACUGAAACCACUGGGUGGAAAUGGGUGGAUGGAUCUGCGCUGACCAAACCAUUUUGGCAGUCUGGCCAGCCGGAUGGUGGUGGUCCCAACAACGUGGAGGACUGUGUGGAGAUGUAUCACAAGAACCCAGUGCUGGCCAGCUGGAAUGACGCCCCCUGUGGAGCCAAGCGCCGCUGGCUGUGUGAGAAAGAUGGAAAUAUCCUCGCCUAGGCUGAUAGUCACAACAAUACAUUAUAACAUCAAUGAAAAACUGAAAUAUGGAUAAAUAAAAUAAACAAAUCUCAGAGAAUUAAAGACAUAUUUACAAUUA
Messenger RNA from Perca fluviatilis (European perch), 793 nucleotides. RefSeq names its product CD209 antigen-like protein E. NCBI's taxonomy places the organism in Eukaryota, Metazoa, Chordata, Actinopteri, Perciformes, Percidae. The transcript is spliced from 6 exons. Bases 49 to 693 code for a protein of 214 amino acids. The record is from RefSeq and is a predicted model, not a curated record.